AUGAGCGCCCCUACAGAUACCGCAGAUGGCAAGCCCGAGCGACCUCCAAUCGCUUCCCAAGAAAGCACUCACCCCGCACUCCAUCCCGACAUCACCAGCGUACCCGUCACCCCCGGCGUCCACCUCUCUGGCAAGACGGCCUACUUUGACGAGUCCGCCGACAAGAAGGAGGACAGCAGCCUGCCCUUUGACCCGGAGACGGCCACGCCCGGGCCCUCGUGGAGCGCAAACUCAUACUUCUCCAACCAGCAAAGAGCCGAUGGUGCGGGGCCCCAGGUAGAGAAGGCGACAGGCGCGCAAACUGGGGAAGAAGUCAAGAGCAAGCUGGGUAAUACCCCUGGCUCUGCCCCCAAACACAACCUGGCAGACGUGGAUCCGCGUGCUGCGCAUCCUGGCCUCAAUCUCAGCGGCCGUGUCAUCAGUGCGACUUUUGCCAUACCCUACACCAUCGGCUACUCUCCAGGUAACGACUGGGAGCUCAAACCACGACGAGGAACCUCUGCCCUUUUUGAUUCAUUCUCCUACCUUGCUUCCACCUCGUCGCCUUGGAACCACACCCUUGUCGGAUGGACAGGAGAGAUCUCGCAUGCCACGUCGGCCGCCGCCACGGCUGCGCAGAUACCCACAAACAAGGCUGCUGCGCCCAUUCCCGUUGACCCCAAGAAUCCGAACCAGGCAACCCAAGUCUCGAACGGCUUUCGAAUCGGCCCCGAUGACCGAGGGCGAUUGGAAAAGCAGCUCGAGCGCGACCACGGCGGCAAGAUUGUGCCAGUGUGGCUCGUUGACGAAGUAGACGAUGGCAAGGAUGAAUACAUUCUCAAGAGCCAAAGCCAUUGGAGAACCUAUGCUGAGCACGAGCUCUACACACUGUUCCAUUACAAGCAGAACGAGCCAGCCGAUGGGCGUGCAGCGCGGAAAUCGUGGGCCGACUACUAUCGCAUGAACAGACUGUUUGCAGACCGAAUCCUUGAAAUCUACAGUCCAGGAGACAUUGUCAUGGUACACGACUUUUACCUCAUGCUUCUGCCAAGUUUGCUCCGCCAACGUCUGCCAAACAUCUACAUUGGCUUCUAUCUUCACAUUCCUUUCCCCAGUAGCGAGUUCUACCGCUGUCUGAGUAGGCGCAAAGAGGUUCUCGAAGGUGUGCUAGGCGCCAAUAUGAUUGGUUUCCAGUCGUACAGCUACGCACGACACUUCUCCUCUUGUUGCACUAGGAUUCUAGGCUUUGACUCGUCGUCCGAGGGCGUCGACGCCUAUGGCGCUCACGUAGCCGUAGACGUCUUUCCCAUUGGCAUCAAUGCUGUUUCGACACAACGGCAGGCAUUUGAUGAUCCGGAAAUUGACGAAAAGGUCAAGGGAAUUAGAGAAAUGUAUGCAGGCAAGAAGCUCAUUGUCGGCCGUGACAGGCUGGAUGCGGUCCGCGGAGUGGUGCAAAAGCUCCAGGCUUUCCAGCUCUUCUUGGAAAAGUACCCAGAGUGGCAGGGCAAAGUGGUUCUUAUCCAGGUCACUAGUCCCAGCGGUCUCCACACGGACAAGAGUGACGGUGCGCAAGAAAAGGUCGUCAAUAAGAUUUCCGAUUUGGCAGCCAAGAUCAACGGCACAUACGGCACUCUGGACUUUACGCCUGUUCGUCACUUCCCGCAGUACCUUUCUCGUGAGGAGUACUUUGCUCUGCUCCGAAUUGCAGACAUUGGUCUUAUUACCAGUGUACGUGACGGUAUGAACACGACAAGCAUGGAGUACAUCAUCUGUCAAAAGGACAACCACGGUCCGCUCAUCCUAUCCGAAUUCUCUGGAACGUCAAGCUCCCUCGGCAGCGCGAGCCACAUCAAUCCGUGGGACAUGAGCGGAGUAGCCGAUGCUAUCAACAAAGCGCUCAAGCAGGACGAAGCAGAGCGUGCACAGACACACGCACAACUUUACAAGCACGUUGUAGAGAACAAUGUUCAGGCGUGGACCAAUAACUACUUGAAGAAACUGAUGACGAACCUAUCGUCGUUUGACCAGACUUUUGCUACCCCAGCGCUAGAUCGGGCUAAGCUUCUGUUCCAGUACCGGCAGGCAAAGAAGCGACUAUUCAUGUUCGACUACGAUGGCACUCUGACCCCCAUUGUCAAGGACCCACAAGCAGCUAUCCCAUCUGACCGCGUCAUCCGAACUCUGAAGACGCUGGCAGCCGACCCUACCAAUGCUGUCUGGAUCAUCAGUGGCAGAGACCAGGCGUUCUUGGACGAGUGGAUGGGCCACAUUCCCGAGCUUGGUCUCAGUGCUGAGCACGGUAGCUUCAUGCGCCCUCCACGGUGUCAGGAGUGGGAGAACCUAGCCGAGACGACGGAUAUGACUUGGCAAACAGAGGUGCUCGACAUUUUCCAGCACUACACGGAGAGAACACAGGGUUCAUUUGUGGAGCGCAAGAAGAUUGCACUGACCUGGCACUAUCGCCGGGCCGACCCCGAGUACGGUGCAUUCCAGGCACGUGAAUGCCAGAAGCAUCUGGAGAGGACCGUGGCCAAGAAGUACGAGGUCGAGGUGAUGACGGGCAAAGCUAACCUCGAGGUUCGUCCAAGAUUUGUCAACAAGGGAGAGAUUGCCAAGAGGCUCGUCGAGGAGUAUGGUGAAGGACCCGGGAAAGCGCCCGAGUUUGUUCUCUGCAUGGGCGAUGAUUUCACAGAUGAAGACAUGUUCCGAUCGCUGCGCCAGUCGAAGCUGCCCACGGAUCAUGUGUUUUCAGUGACUGUUGGAGCGAGUUCGAAGCAGACUCUGGCGAGCUGGCAUCUUGUUGAGCCGUCUGAUGUGAUUUCAGUCAUUUCGCUGCUUAAUGGCUCAGCGGAUGCAGGCAAUGUUGGGGCGGUGGCGAUUGUGGAUGGGUCGGUGCCCGAGUCGCGUGUGGUGCCUUAG
This is a messenger RNA of Bipolaris zeicola 26-R-13, 2898 nucleotides long. Its product is annotated as glycosyltransferase family 20 protein. Gene Ontology annotation, molecular function: catalytic activity. Lineage: Eukaryota; Fungi; Ascomycota; Dothideomycetes; Pleosporales; Pleosporaceae. The record is from RefSeq and is a predicted model, not a curated record. Gene Ontology annotation, cellular component: cytosol; alpha,alpha-trehalose-phosphate synthase complex (UDP-forming). Gene Ontology annotation, biological process: trehalose biosynthetic process; fungal-type cell wall organization; cellular response to heat. The transcript has 3 exons. Bases 1 to 2898 code for a protein of 965 amino acids.